Messenger RNA from Manihot esculenta (cassava), 1727 nucleotides. RefSeq names its product gibberellin 20 oxidase 1. Bases 304 to 1443 code for a protein of 379 amino acids. Gene Ontology annotation, biological process: unidimensional cell growth; gibberellin biosynthetic process; response to light stimulus. The transcript has 3 exons. Gene Ontology annotation, molecular function: gibberellin 20-oxidase activity. The record is from RefSeq and is a predicted model, not a curated record. Lineage: Eukaryota; Viridiplantae; Streptophyta; Magnoliopsida; Malpighiales; Euphorbiaceae.
UUGGACCAUCACCUAAAUUUCUCAUUGAGAAACUCCUCAAACUGCAAUGCUUUCUCUCAACAAGCCCUCCCUUGCAAAAAGCAUCCCACAGAGAGCUACUAAGAUUCCAAAUUUUUGCUCACCGAUCUUCCCGAUGUGAGCGGUCUUGGCUUUUCUUUUAACACAACACGCGUAGCUCCUCUCAAAUCUACUUGUUUCUCUCCCUCCUUUCUUCUUCUUCUUCUUCUUCUUAUAUCCCCAUAACUGACCUUUCCUUCUCUCAAUUUCCCUAUCACUUAACUGAAAAUUAAGAAUUGUAAUACAAUGGCAUUAGACUGCAUCAAAACCAAUCUAUCAAUACCUCACCACAAUCCAAAAGAAGAACGCAAAGAUGAACAGAAACCUCUAGUUUUCGAUGCUAGAGUGCUUAGCCACCAAUCCAGCAUACCCCAACAGUUCAUUUGGCCAGACACUGAAAAGCCUAAGGUCAAUGCACCAGAACUCCUUGUUCCCCUUAUUGACUUGGGUGGCUUCCUCUCUGGUGACCCUGUCGCAGCAAUGGAGGCUUCAAAGCUAGUUGGCGAGGCAUGCCAGAAGCACGGUUUCUUUCUGGUUGUCAAUCACGGAGUCGACGAAAAGCUCAUAGCAGAUGCCCAUCGCUACAUGGACAGCUUCUUUGAAUUGCCACUCUCUGAGAAGCAAAAGGCGCAGAGGAAAAUUGGCGAGCACUGGGGAUAUGCCAGUAGCUUCACUGGCAGGUUUUGCUCUAAGCUUCCAUGGAAAGAAACGCUUUCUUUUCGCUAUUCUGCUGACAAAAACUCAGUAAAACUCGUCCAAGACUAUUUCCUUAAUACAAUGGGUGAUAAUUACGCAGAAUUCGGGAAGCUAUACCAACGCUACUGCGAGUGUAUGAGCACUCUGUCACUGGGAAUCAUGGAACUCCUUGGAAUAAGCUUAGGAGUAAGCAAAGCCCAUUUCAGAGAAUUUUUCGAAGAUAACGAUUCCAUAAUGAGGCUUAACUACUAUCCUACGUGCCAAAAACCUGACCUGACGUUAGGAACUGGGCCUCAUUGCGAUCCAACAUCAUUAACAAUCCUUCAUCAAGACCAAGUGGGCGGUCUUCAGGUUUUCGUAGAUGAUGAGUGGCGCUCAAUUAACCCAAAUUCCAAAGCCUUUGUCGUCAACAUUGGCGACACAUUCAUGGCUCUUUCUAAUGGGAAAUACAAGAGCUGCUUGCAUCGAGCCGUAGUGAACAGUGUGGCACAAAGGAAAUCUCUGGCCUUUUUUCUAUGUCCAAAGAGUGACAAGAUGGUUACUCCACCAACUGAACUGGUGGACAGUUGCAACCCAAGAAUAUGUCCUGAUUUUACAUGGGCCAUGCUGCUUGAAUUUACACAGAAGCAUUACAGAGCCGACAUGAAAACCCUUGAAAUGUUCAAAAAAUGGCUUCAGCAGACAAAUUAGCUAAAUAAAGUGGGGCAGCCAGUAGCGAGUCACAAAUACUCAGACCUCUGCAUGCUAUUGGUCCUUUUUUUUUUAGCCAGGAAAGUGACAUGGUGGGAGAGGAAAGGGAAGGGUAAGAUUGAGAUGGAAGUUUAGUUAAGAUAUGGAGGAAGACAAAUAGGAGCAAUAACUUAAGAGAUGAAAGUGCCAGUUUUUAUUUUCACAGUCGCAUGUAACUUAGUUUUACUUUGCUAGUGAGACAAUGGACAUAUAAAGAAUCAAUAAAAACUUUGAUGUUUCUCUAA